Messenger RNA from Phalacrocorax carbo (great cormorant), 769 nucleotides. The record is from RefSeq and is a predicted model, not a curated record. NCBI's taxonomy places the organism in Eukaryota, Metazoa, Chordata, Aves, Suliformes, Phalacrocoracidae.
CGGGGCGGAGCGGAAAUGCGUCACACCCCGCCCGGCGCGCCGGCCGGAAGUGGCAGGGCAUGGCGGCGGGUCUGGCGCUGCGGCUGGCGGGGCGGCGGGGCGGGCUCGGCGCUCCCGCCCGGAGGGCGCUCUGGGGCGGCGGGAGGUAACGGCGAGGCUGGGGCGGACGCGGCGGGACCUGCCGGCUGCCGGGGGCUGGGCCCGCGGCCGGCGGUGCUGAGCGGGCCCGGGCCGCCGCACCUUGCUGAGAAGGAGGAAAAAGAAUUAGAAGCAGGCAAAAUAAUUGAUCAAGAGAAAAGCGAACCCAGCCUGAUCUGUCCGCCACCACGCCGCAGAAACUAUCUUCCUCCAGAGGAUGUACAGAGCUGCCUUGAGUCUCAUGUCCAGGAGAUUUUUGGACCGUCACCUCCUGGUAAUUGGCUGCAGACACCUCUCAACGAAAACAGGUUGAAGUAUCGCCUCCUGGCUCAGCUGGCAGCAGAACUCGGUCAUGCUGUCCCGAAUUCACAGCUCCACCUGAUGCGCAUUGCUGAGGAUGUCUUGAAUUUCUAUCGCACUCCUGUGAAGGAUGUGUCCAAGUUUGAUGAACUGUGUGCUGCAGAGCUACCCCCAAACCUGAAGAUUGUCUGGCAGCAGUGAGUCGCACCACAAAGCAUCGCUUUGCUUUGCUUGAGUUCCUACAGCAGGACUGCAGUGUGGAAGCAGAGCCCUUUCAUUUCGGUAGCAACUGAAUGUAUAAAGAUCAUUAAUAAAAGCUCAUUUAAUUGUC